AUGACUAUGGGUAAAUUCCUUGUUGUUGGACCUGGUAAACCUAUUGAAACCACUGUGGGUGAAGAUGCUCUGUUGGAAUGUCAGCUUGUGCCAGAUAUAUCUGCCAGCAACAUGUUGGUGCAGUGGUUUAAAUCAGGCCUUGAUUCCCCAGUUCACGUGUACAGCCAUGGGGAAGAUGAUGCUGCUGCUCAGCACAGGAAAUACAGAGGGAGGACUGAACUGUUGAAAAAUGAACUCACCAAAGGAGCCAUUUCUCUUCAAAUAAAGAACACAACUAUUUUUGAUGGAGGGAAAUACAGGUGUUUAGUUGAUAGCGGAACCUAUUCUGAAGAAACUGCAGUCAGACUGAAUGUCGUAGGUUUGGGUCGUCAGCCCUGGAUUCAACUGAAGGGAUAUCAUGAAAAUGGAAUCCAGGUUGUGUGUAAAUCCAGUGGAUGGUUCCCAAGGCCAGAAAUACAGUGGAUCAGUGAAGAUGGACUUAUUUUAUCACAAGCUGAACCAAGUUAUGAGCAGGACUCUGACGGUCUUGUAAAUGUCCAGAGUAUCAUCGUCGUUACAAAACAAUCAACAAACAGGUUUAAGUGUCUUGUACAAAAUGAAGAUGAGAUCUUCCCUGGUGCCCCUGACUGGCUGGCACCAUUGCUCGUGACCAUCCUUUGUGUAACUGGUGGCAUUGCAGCUGUGUGUUACUGGAGUGUGAAAAACCAUCGACACAUUAAAGGUACAGUCUCAGUGAUAAUCCCAGAAAUGGAGAUGGAGAAGACAAGGAAGGGAAGGGAAGAGAAGAAUCAGAGAUUGUCAGAUGAAGGUGAGAGAAAGAUGGAAACUGGAGGCAAAGUUGCUGACUGUUUCCAGUGCUGGGCCAGGACAAGAAAUGGCACCAAUACAGUUAUUGACAAACUGAAGAAAGAGUUGUGGGAGGGGGCCUGA
Molecule: messenger RNA, 930 nt
Organism: Hemiscyllium ocellatum (epaulette shark)
Lineage: Eukaryota; Metazoa; Chordata; Chondrichthyes; Orectolobiformes; Hemiscylliidae
Product: butyrophilin subfamily 3 member A2-like
Exons: 5
Coding region: 1-930 (309 amino acids)
Source: RefSeq, a predicted model, not a curated record